Molecule: messenger RNA, 797 nt
Organism: Cucumis melo (muskmelon)
Lineage: Eukaryota; Viridiplantae; Streptophyta; Magnoliopsida; Cucurbitales; Cucurbitaceae
Product: 50S ribosomal protein L9, chloroplastic
Exons: 6
Coding region: 115-711 (198 amino acids)
Biological process (GO): translation
Cellular component (GO): mitochondrion; ribosome
Molecular function (GO): structural constituent of ribosome
Source: RefSeq, a predicted model, not a curated record
AUGCAUAUGUGGAUAUGGUUACAUGUACCCUCUAGAGAUAAGAUUGCAGUAAGAACGAUAUAAAGAAGAAAGAACUUCAAAGUGGAAAGAGCUUUUCAGUGUGUGAAAAUUGAAAUGGCUUCUAUCACAACUGCUCUGUCGUGGAGUUCUUCCCUUGUGGAUAUGGGUCUACCAAAUGUAGCUGGAAACAUCGAAGAAACUGCCAAGUUCUCAUAUGGAAGGACCGCCAUGGCUGUUGUGGCGCAAAAGAAGGCUUCGAAGUCAAGAAAGAUAAUUUUGAAGGAGGAUGUUCCGGACCUGGGAAAGAAAGGGCAGCUUAUUGAUGUGAAGGCUGGGUAUUACAGAAACUAUCUGUUCCCCAUGGGCAAGGCCCAGAUUGUCACUCCAGUUUUGCUCAAGGAAAUGCGGAUUGAAGAGGAAAGGAUCGAGGCUGAGAAAAAGCGGGUAAUAGAGGAGGCACAGCAACUCGCUCUGAUUUUUGAAACUGUUGGAGCUUUCAAGGUGAAACGAAAAGGUGGAAAAGGAAAACAGAUAUUUGGAACUGUCACAGCACAGGAUCUUGUUGAUAUUAUCAAGGCACAACUUCAGAGGGAUAUCGAUAAACGGAUUGUUGUUCUUCCCGAGAUCAGGGAAACAGGAGAAUAUGUUGCAGAGUUGAAGCUUCACCCUGAAGUUACUGCUCGAGUGAGAGUGAAUGUUUUUGCCAACUGAAAUUAUUUCUAGAUAACAAGUUCAUGUAGCAGCAACACAUUUUUCAAAAGGUAAAUGAUAACAUCAUUUUGAGUUUAUUUUCAUCA